Raphanus sativus (radish) is the source of this 705-nucleotide messenger RNA. RefSeq lists its product as uncharacterized. The transcript has a single exon. Bases 1 to 705 code for a protein of 234 amino acids. NCBI's taxonomy places the organism in Eukaryota, Viridiplantae, Streptophyta, Magnoliopsida, Brassicales, Brassicaceae. Gene Ontology annotation, molecular function: nucleic acid binding; RNA-DNA hybrid ribonuclease activity. The record is from RefSeq and is a predicted model, not a curated record.
AUGGAAACGGCAGAUCACCUGUUUCUCCUAUGCCAGUUUGCGCAGGAAGUGUGGAGACUAGUCCCUUGGGAAUCAGUCUUUGAUUCAUCAGAGAGCAACUCCUUUGCGGAGGAACUAUCACACUCCACCAUCAGGCGCAAUCUCCCUCCGGUGGGCAUCACGAUCAACAUAUUUCCUUGGAUCUCCUGGUUCAUCUGGCUGAGUCGCAAUCAGUUAAUCUUCGACAAGCGACCAUCAAGUCCUCGUAGCAUCGUCACAAAGGCACUCCAGACAGCACAGGAAUGGGAGCGAGCCCAACCUCCCAUCGAUCCCCCGAAUCACCAGCUCACUACGAUCCCAUCGACCCCCGAUCUUCCACCGAUGACCUUCUUGUGCAACACUGACGGAGCCUGGCUCUCCUCCUCGUGCACCGCAGGCGUUGGCUGGAUCAUCCGAGCGGUAAAGGCACCCCCUGACUCUGAGAUUGGCAGAGGGGGUCGCUCCUUCCUGCAUGUCUCUUCGGCCAUCAUGGCAGAAGCUCUAGCAAUACGGGAAGCACUCCUCCACGCUCUCUCCAUAGAGAUCACUUCAAUCUGGCUUCGAUCAGAUGCUCAAGCGCUCAUCACAGCGAUCGUCACGAAACGGAGACCGACAGACCUCUACGGUGUUCUGUCGGACGUCGAUUUGAUUUCUUCUUCUUUUUCGUUUUGUCACUUUUCUUACUAG